Messenger RNA from Neltuma alba, 1760 nucleotides. RefSeq lists its product as uncharacterized. NCBI's taxonomy places the organism in Eukaryota, Viridiplantae, Streptophyta, Magnoliopsida, Fabales, Fabaceae. The transcript has 12 exons. The record is from RefSeq and is a predicted model, not a curated record. Gene Ontology annotation, cellular component: cytoplasm; nucleus. Gene Ontology annotation, molecular function: nicotinamide-nucleotide adenylyltransferase activity; ATP hydrolysis activity. Bases 44 to 1198 code for a protein of 384 amino acids.
GCUGAGAGAUCAUCGAGCGCCGAAGAGAGACCCGUUGAGGAUAAUGACGGACGUUUGUAUCCGAGCCGUUGUAGGAGCCAUACACUCGAGCCCAUUUCAGGCUGUCAUCUAUCUCUCCGGUGGAGCUUCGAUGGUAUUGGGUUCGUUGCUUUCAGUUCCUGGGGCCUCAAAUACGGUGCUUGAAGCUGUGAUUCCUUACUCCAGGAUGUCAACGAUCCAGUUGCUUGGCAAGAUUCCACCUCAGUUUUGUAGCCAACAGACUGCUGAAGAGAUGGCCUUGUUGGCUUACAAUCGUGCUCUUAAGCUUUCCAGACCAGGAUCCCCAGUUCUUGGUGUGGGUUUCACUGCUUCUUUGGCUACUACGCGUCCUAAACAUGGGGAACACAGGUUUUAUGUGUCAACAAGAACAGCUGACCGGUUGUGGAUGUCAACAGUGACCUUGGCCAAGGGAUUGCGUACCCGAGAAGAAGAAGAAAGAGUCUCUAGUAAUCUUUUACUCAAGGCAAUUGCGAACGCAUGCAAAGUUCCAGCAACAUCUAUCUCUGAGUUGACUGAAUCUGAUGUAUCUGAUGAAUGUGAACAGCAAUUCAAUGAAGAUCAAGAAUUAGAACAACUGAUAAAUGGCCAAAUAUGCUUUAAAAUCUAUCCAUUUUGUAGUGAAGCUAAUGCAUCAGCAGAAAGGAAAAUAAUUUUGCCUGGUUCUUUUAAUCCAUUACACGAUGGGCAUCUCAAGCUUAUGGAAGUUGCCACUGGCAUUUGUGGUGGUGGCUAUCCAUGCUUUGAAAUAUCUGCAGUUAAUGCAGACAAGCCUCCAUUAUCGGCGUCUGAAAUAAAGAAUCGUGUCAAGCAGUUUGAAAAAGUUGGAAAGUCGGUAAUAAUUUCCAAUCAACCUUAUUUUUAUAAGAAGGCUGAACUUUUUCCAGGCAGUGCCUUUGUAAUUGGUGCUGACACGGCAGUGAGGCUUAUUAAUCCUAAGUACUAUGACGGGGAUUACAACAAGAUGUUGAAGAUACUCGGUGGUUGUAAAGAUACAGGAUGCACCUUUCUUGUGGGUGGUCGGAAUGUAGAAGGUGCUUUCAAGGUUCUUGAGGAUUUGGAUGUUCCUGAGGAGCUAAAAGACAUGUUCAUCUCUAUUCCAGCUGAACAGUUCCGCAUGGAUAUAUCUUCCACUGAGAUACGGAAAAGAAGCGGAAUGUGAAUAUUGGUGUAGUUCAGAGUCCUCUAUGCUCACAGUAGUUAUUACAAGGCGCAGCUCAAAAAUAAUCACGUGUCUGUACCCACCUACCCAAGGUGUGUAUCAUAUAUUUAAUUAUACAGGUAAAAGCAAGCCAGUUUUACGUUGGCAUGUACUCUAUUGAAAAAUGAGAAGAAAAUCCUAGGAGAGUUUAUGUGUUCUAAGUUUUGAAUUUUCUCUUUAUUCACCAAAAAAACGAGAAGAAUAUCGUAAAUCAGAAUGGAAGUUGCAGUCUAUGGUUCAAAUGCCAAAGGCAUGCGAGUACUUUAUUUUUGAUCGUGUUACUAUAAAAUUGUCUGGUCAUAAUGCUGAAAAAAUCAUGGUCAUACAUGUUCAUAGAAUCUCUUCAGUGGACUGGAGGAUACACACUAGUAUGAUUUCCUUAACUAGGCUUCUUCUUCUUGCCUCUACUAGGUUUCAGUAAAUGGCGUAUUGCAGGAGACGCUGAAUAUGAAUGUAUAGUGCAUUAAAGUUCUUGGCAAUUUAUCCUUUUUUUGGAGUGCUGAUAAUUGUCCCUGAUUGAAAA